Molecule: messenger RNA, 2514 nt
Organism: Cottoperca gobio
Lineage: Eukaryota; Metazoa; Chordata; Actinopteri; Perciformes; Bovichtidae
Product: glycine receptor subunit beta-like
Exons: 11
Coding region: 128-1645 (505 amino acids)
Biological process (GO): monoatomic ion transmembrane transport; chloride transport
Cellular component (GO): postsynaptic membrane
Molecular function (GO): extracellularly glycine-gated chloride channel activity; transmembrane signaling receptor activity
Source: RefSeq, a predicted model, not a curated record
GAGAGAGAGAGAGAGAGAGAGAGGGGGAGGACAUAUAAUCAGGCUCUAGUCAGAACAGCGUCUCAGUGACUAGCUACCGACUCCCGGUAAUGCAGCAGAACUGAUUAUCCAACAUACUAAAGGCGCCAUGGCUGCUGGAUUGAGGCCAGUGAUGUUGCUGCUGUUGCUGCUGUGUUGUUGGCAACUGACCAUAGGCAAAGAAGGAAAAUCCAAAGGAAAGAAAGGCAAACAAGUCGUCUGUCCAUCCCAGUUGUCCCCAGAAGAUUUGGCCCAGGUUCCAGCUAACUCUACCUCCAACAUCUUGAACCGUCUGAUGGUCAGCUAUGAUCCAAGAAUAAGGCCCAACUUUCAAGGUAAUGCCACAAAGUAUAGAGGUAUCCCAGUUGAGUCCAGGGUGAAUAUCUUCAUCAACAGCUUUGGGUCCAUCCAGGAAACCACUAUGGACUACAGAGUGAAUAUAUUUCUUCGUCAGAGAUGGAAUGACCCUCGUCUACGACUUCCUACCGACUUUAAAAGCGAUUCACUAACUAUUGACCCCAACAUGUUCCAGUGUUUAUGGAAACCAGACCUUUUCUUUGCCAAUGAGAAAAAUGCAAACUUCCAUGAUGUCACACAGGACAACAUUCUGCUCUUCAUCUUCAGGAACGGAGAUGUCUUAAUCAGUAUGAGGCUGUCAGUGACACUGUCUUGUCCCUUGGAUCUUACACUCUUCCCAAUGGACACACAGCGGUGUAAGAUGCAGCUGGAGAGCUUUGGCUAUACCACCAGUGAUCUUGUGUUCAUGUGGCAGUCUGACCCAGUUCAGAUGGAUGAGAUUGCUCUCCCUCAGUUCGACAUCAAACAAGAGGACAUAAAAUAUGGAAACUGCACAAAGUACUACCAAGGAACAGGAUACUACACCUGCAUUGAAGUGAUUUUUACACUGCGUCGGCAGGCUGGUUUCUACUUGAUGGGAGUUUAUGCUCCAACUCUGUUGAUAGUCGUUUUGUCCUGGUUAUCAUUCUGGAUCAACCCUGAUGCCUCAGCUGCAAGGGUGCCAUUGGGUAUUUUAUCAGUACUCUCUCUGUCCAGUGAGAGUAUGCUGUUGGCGUCAGAGCUACCAAAGGUUUCCUACGUAAAAGCCAUUGACAUCUGGCUCAUUGCCUGUCUACUUUUUGGGUUUUCGUCACUGGUGGAAUACGCUGUGGUGCAGGUGAUGCUGAACAGUCCCAAACGGAUUGAGGAGGAGAAAGCCAAAAUGGCAACUAAGGAGAAAGCUCUGCAAGAGAAAGAAGCAAAGAAGUCUUCAAAUAAAACCAACAACACAGUGAAUGGAACUGGUGGAACACCCAUACAUGUGAACACUCUGCAGGUGGUAGAAACUCGCUGUAAGAAAGUUUGCACCUCCAAGUCGGACCUUCGCUCCAAUGACUUCAGCAUCGUGGGAUCUUUACCUCGAGACUUUGAACUUUCCAAUUUUGACUGUUACGGUAAACCAGUUGAAGUGUCAGGGGCCCUCAAGUCCCAGAACAAAGCAAACAAGAAACCACCACCACCCAAACCUGUCAUACCUGCUGCUGCCAAACGCGUUGACCUCUAUGCAAGAGCCCUCUUUCCCUUCUCCUUCCUCUUCUUCAAUGUUGUCUACUGGUCUGUCUAUCUGUGAGAGAGAGAAAAGGAGUACAGGGUGAAAAUAAAGUGGUUUGUAACCUGCAGUUUGUCAUAAUACUGAUAUUGAACUUAUAUUAUUAUUGAACUGAACUAUAUACUGUUAAAAUUCAGGGCCAUGUUUGCAGAGCUGCAGAGACUGAUGUGGUCCUUGGGAGUAACUGUAAAUCACCACAACUACAAAACCUUGGGGCUGUUGUCUUGAGUUCCCCUUAAACCCAGGCAUCAAGUAGACACUGCAUGUUGUCUCUGUCUGAUACAGGUCAUUGUGUUUAAUGUAAAAUAAACCCUGCUAUGACGACACCAGUACCCCUAUGCUGUGCAUUAGAAAUACCAUGGGGGGAAGAUUACUGGUAACAAUUUAUGUUAAAGGUAUAGAAUUUAAAAGACCCUAGAUAAAUGUAAGAAUAUACAAAGACAAAAUGAAUAAAUAUAUUGUAAAGUAAUUCAAUAAAUCAUAACAAACAUAUGUCUAUGUUAUUUCAUCAUCUCAACAGUAUACAACAAGCAUACACAAAUAACACAAAUGAAUGCAUAUCAUAUUAUAUAAUGUUUGUGUUCGUAAAUUGAUGUACCGAUGUUACUGUAAGUUGCUGUGUAUAACCAUAAUAUUGCCAUGUAAUCAGACCGUGGCAUUUUGGCACACUGUCGGCUCUGUCUCGAAGAACAGCACUCCAUAUUUCUAAACGACAAGAGAACACUGACACCACCAGAGGAAAAUUACCAACCCACUCCUGUGACUUUAUGCGUCUCACAAUUCCAAACAGUCAGUUACACAUGUAAAUGCUUGUUAAAUAGUUUUUAAAAACUGUUAAGGCCACAUAACAGUUGAUUUUCAACCAGCUUUGAAAUAAAACAAUUCAUUGA